Molecule: messenger RNA, 1904 nt
Organism: Pistacia vera
Lineage: Eukaryota; Viridiplantae; Streptophyta; Magnoliopsida; Sapindales; Anacardiaceae
Product: ubiquitin-like-specific protease 1D
Exons: 14
Coding region: 92-1825 (577 amino acids)
Biological process (GO): proteolysis
Molecular function (GO): cysteine-type peptidase activity
Source: RefSeq, a predicted model, not a curated record
CCCCAAAGAAAGGCAACAAGCAACAAAACAGUUGCAGAAGCAAAAGAGCGUGGUAGAAAAAAACACAAGUGUCUCUGAAAAAUUUACAUGCAUGGAAGAGCAAGAGGAGAAUCGGAACAAGAGGAAAUUAGACAUUGACUGGGAGGAGGUACUUACAGCGGGAAACGACGACCCACCGGCUGAGCUCAUCGUGAAAAAGGAGGAACCGCCGUCGGCGCCUCCGAAAUCGACGACACUCCCUGGUUCCAGCGAUGACGCACUCGCAGGAGAUGAAUUUUAUCAGCAGAUCACCGAUCAUGAGCUCGAGACCAAGAUUACCAGUAUGAAAAAAACUUACGAAAACUUUAAUCGAACUUUGGCCGAUAAAGGUCAGAAGAUUCUGGAUAAAAUUAAGCGCCUAGAGGACGAGAAACAGCGAAGGAGGCUUCGUCGGGCGGAGAUGGAUUGUUUGGAUGUUGAUCGGUUCAAGAAGUCCUCAAAACCCACAAACUCAGGUGCUUCAGAUGGCUUGAUUCACGGGACCACAUCUUCUGAAGUCCAAUCGCAAUCCUCAUUUGCAACUGUUUUUAGUGAAAAGAUGGAAGAAAAAAGAGAUUGUAUGGUAGUGAAAGUAUUUGAUAAGGAAUUAUCAACCUUGGAUCAUUGUGGUCGCCGAAAAAUGAGAGCUGGUAGACAGUUAUCACAAAGGGAAAGAAAAGAUCGAUCAUCAUCAAGACAAUUUCCUGUUGAGUACCCUAGCAGUCUCUCUUGUAAAAUAGAUAAACCUGUUUACUCAAAUGGUGACCAUAAGGGCAGAGGUUCUACCACUUAUUCUUCUCUCCACACUGGGGAUAACCUGUCCAUCUGUUUUCCUAACAAGAAGGAUGCAUUUGAGGUUCUACGAUCAAAUAUUUCAAGGCAUAAAAAGGGACAGACCCUUGUGCUCCUGGAUGAGGAUGAAAUUGAAGAGUCAACUGUGGAAACUCCAUGUGUAGAGACAACAAAGCAAGCAGACAAGCUUGCUGAAUGUGAGAGGGAUGCUAAGAUUGACUACCCAUCGAAGGAUGACCCAGAAUCUGUUGAAAUUUAUUACAAGGAUAUAGAUCGCCUUGCUCCUGAAGCUUAUCUGACAUCUUCAAUUAUGAACUUCUACAUUCGGUAUUUACAGCAGCAAGCAUCCCCAGCAAAUAGGGCCAUAUGGGAUUGCCAUUUUUUCAACACAUAUUUUUACCAGAAACUCAAGGAGGCUGUAUCACGCAGGAGGGGUGAAAAGGAUUCUUUUAUCAAGUUCCGGAGGUGGUGGAAAGGUGUCAAUAUAUUUCAGAAGGCAUAUAUAUUUAUUCCUAUACAUGAAGAUCUUCAUUGGAGCUUGGUGAUUAUUUGUAUCCCGGAUGAGGAAGAUGAGUCAGGGCCAAUUUUACUUCAUUUGGAUUCAUUGGGUCUUCACUCUAGCCGAUCAAUUUUUGUUAACAUUAGAAGCUAUCUUAAAGAAGAAUGGAACUUUUUGAAUCAAGAAGCUUCUCCUUCAGAUAUUCCAAUUCCUGAAAGAAUAUGGAGACACCUUCCUCGUAGAAUUGUUGAGAAAAUAAUUGCGGUUCCCCAACAAAAAAAUGAUUAUGAUUGUGGUCUCUUUGUACUUUUCUUUAUGGAGCGCUUCAUUGAAGAGGCCCCAGAAAGGCUGAAGAAGAAAGACCUAGCAAUGUUUGGAAAGCGAUGGUUUAGACCUGAAGAGGCCUCGGGUUUGAGAGUAAAAAUACGGAAUUUACUUGAGAAAGAAUUUCAACUUGCCAGAGAGAGCUGUAGUAUUGUGGAAUCAUCCUCAUCUUCAGGUGGCGCUCUAGGCUGACACUGACAUAUUUUGCUGGUGGAUUUGGUGUGUUCUCAAUGUUUAGCCUGUAUAAAUGAUUCAAUUAUUUGGCUUCUCU